This is a messenger RNA of Periconia digitata, 1843 nucleotides long. The record is from the annotation of a GenBank genome assembly. NCBI's taxonomy places the organism in Eukaryota, Fungi, Ascomycota, Dothideomycetes, Pleosporales, Periconiaceae.
ACUGCCCCAGCUUCGUGCCCUCACUCCUCGCUACACCACCAAAGCAUAGUCUCGUCCUAUCCAGCUCGUACCAUCCUUCAUUGUACUCACUUGCACACUCACACACAUGGUAGGAAUAGUAUAGUCGUAUACUCGCUCAUUCUGCCUCUCGUUGCUUUUAUCUACUCAUAUAUAUAUCUCUCUCCACCAGUCAUGGUCGCUACUACAAUACCCCCAAUGCGUGCCCUUUGCCGCUACCUUCUCCGCCCUCAAGCGCCCGUCUACCCCCGCUGCCACCACCUCGUUCGCUCUAAAAGACACUCGUCCGCCCCGGCUGGCGCUCGUCUCAACAAUACAGUCGAAUAUGACACUACUCCGAUCCUCCACCACACUUCACGUACCGCUCUUCAGAACCCAGAACUCCCAGAAGACGUACGCAAAGGCCAAACAAAGCGUAUAAACUUAUACACCGCCAUCAACGAGGCCCUGCGACAUGCUCUACAAACAGACGAGAGAACCUUGGUCUUUGGCGAGGAUGUUCAGUUCGGCGGCGUCUUUCGAUGUACCAUGAACCUCGCAACAGACUUCGGCACUGAGAGAGUCUUCAAUACUCCCCUGAGCGAGCAAGGCCUGGUAGGAUUCGCAAUUGGCGCUGCCAGUGAGGGAAUGCGACCUGUAGCCGAAAUCCAAUUCGCAGAUUAUGUCUACCCUGCCUUCGAUCAGAUCGUGAACGAGGCCGCCAAAUACAGAUACAGAUCGGGUUCGAGCGGUGUCAACUGCGGCGGGCUCGUCAUUCGCAUGCCCUCUGGCGGUGUUGGACACGGAGCUCUCUACCACUCCCAAUCUCCCGAAGCCCUCUUCACCCACACCCCCGGCCUCCGCGUCGUCAUCCCCCGCUCCCCAACCCAAGCAAAAGGCCUACUCCUCUCCUCCAUUCGCUCAAACGAUCCCAUCAUCUUCAUGGAACCUAAGAUCCUCUACCGCGCCGCCGUCGAACAGGUCCCAGUCGCCCCUUACUACCUCCCCCUUGACAAAGCCGAAGUCCUCAAAGCCGGCAAGGACGUCACCAUAAUAUCUUACGGCACUCCUCUGUACACAUGCUCCGCCGCCAUCAAGGCCGCAGAGAAGGAUUUUGGCUGCAGUGUCGAACUUAUCGAUCUUCGCACCAUCUUCCCGUGGGAUCGCGCCACGGUGCUGGACAGCGUCAAGAAAACUGGAAGAGCGAUUGUCGUGCAUGAGAGCAUGAUGAAUGCGGGAGUCGGUGCCGAGGUUGCUGCUACGAUUCAGGAAAAGGCGUUCUUGAGGCUGGAAGCUCCCGUUAAGAGAGUUACGGGAUGGGCCACGCAUACGGGGUUGCAGUAUGAGAAGUUCAUCAUUCCGGAUGUGACUCGUGUGUACGACGCGAUUAGACAAACGCUAGAUUAUUAGAAAGAUACGCAAAGACACUUGAACGACACGAAAAACGAUAUCCUAGCAAUUAGACGGAGUCGAUCCUCAUCAUAGCAUUCCCAAUUUUAUUCAUUGUACAAACAUUCGUCUACAUUAUAUUUAUCCCUUUACUUUUUUUCUUCGCCCUCGAGACCGAGAGACUAGGUCGAGAUUGACAGACCUUUCUUUCUUGCGGCCAAACCCCUUUCAACAUUUCGCCUAUCUUGCGCGGUUGAACCAUGCGUGGAACAUAUACCGGUUUUUGUCCGCCUAGGAGCCUCGUGUGAUGUAGUAUUUUGAUGUAUCGGCCGCGUACCAAACUUUUCACAACGUAGAGGGCAAGCCCAUCCACCUCCUCUGACAGAAUGAAGGAAAACCAGUGUGACGGGUAGAGAAGCGAUACAAUAGUGGCUAAAUGGGCGGUCCCCUCACGAAG